Messenger RNA from Megalopta genalis, 3814 nucleotides. RefSeq lists its product as uncharacterized. Lineage: Eukaryota; Metazoa; Arthropoda; Insecta; Hymenoptera; Halictidae. Gene Ontology annotation, cellular component: nucleus. The record is from RefSeq and is a predicted model, not a curated record. Gene Ontology annotation, biological process: regulation of transcription by RNA polymerase II; embryo development. Gene Ontology annotation, molecular function: RNA polymerase II cis-regulatory region sequence-specific DNA binding; DNA-binding transcription factor activity, RNA polymerase II-specific.
GGUGCAGACAAUGCGUUGACAGAGACGGAGGGGCCAACGAGCACCGCGUCCAGCCAGCCCACCCCCUCCGUUACCCCCCUGUCAAACAUGUGCACCACUCCUAGUAACGUAGCCACAGGAUUUGGGUAUACCUGGUCCUUUGGCGGACCAGGUGCUGAAGCCCGGGAAAAUGCUCAGGGUGAACUCACGACAAAUAUCAAUUACGCAGUGAAUAAUAAUCAAGACCAAGGUUCCAGUCAGAAAAUACAGACCCCAACGACGCACCACGGCCAUACAGCUGGAGCUCAUAAUCAAACGCACGGCACCCUCGUCCGUGUUAAAAAGCAUCACGACGUGUUUUCAUUAACGUGCGACAAAGGAGGCUGCAACUGUGACGCGGCACACCCAACACCCGCACCGUCGCUUUUCUCAAACACAUUAGUUUUUACCACCGCCGAUAAGCAUGCCAUGAGUAAGCAUUUCAUGACUCCCCUCGGACCACUACAACUUACGGCAGAAGAGUGCAAUGAAAUUUUAAUGAAGAGAGCAGCAGCUGCUUCGAAUCAAGCCAACGCGAAUAACGUGGUAACGAGUCAAACGGACAGCACUGCUCAUUUUGGACAUGUUUUAACGCAUGUUAAUACCACGCAGAUCGAAACAAAGGUGAAGCAGCAGCAAGAUAUGGGAAGUCAAGUCCGUGUUCCGAAAGAGAGGCCAUAUUCCUGUUCAGAAUGUGGGAAGUCUUUCCUUCUUAAACAUCACCUUACGACGCACGCGAGGGUGCACACGGGGGAACGACCUCAUGUUUGCGUUCAUUGUGGCAAGAGUUUUGCUCACAAACACUGUCUUCAUACUCACCUACUCCUUCAUAGUGCAGAUCGACCGUACCAAUGUCGGGAAUGUAAAAAGUCUUUUACAUUAAAGCAUCACCUUGUAACGCACACGAGAGUACACACGAGAGAUCGGCCAUUUAUUUGUCAAGAGUGUGGAAGAUCAUUUCCUCUAAAACGUCAUCUGGUGACUCAUAGUAAAUUCCAUUCGGGGGAGAGACCGUUUGUUUGCGAAGAGUGUGGAGAAUCGUUUUCGCAAAAGGAUCACCUUACAAUGCAUUCGCGCUUCCAUGGCAGUUUACAUCCCUUCGUUUGUCAUGAUUGUGGUGCAACCUUCCAGAGAAAGUUUGAAUUAGUGAAUCACGGCCGUUUGCAUGGCAGAGUUCCACAUUCGUGUACUGUUUGCGGAAAAGAAUUUCUUCAGAAAAGAACACUAUUAGCGCACAUGCGUUUGCACACAGGAGAAACUCCGUUCGCGUGUACUGUUUGUGGGGAAGCAUUUCCUAGGAAAUCCGACCUUGUUGCCCAUUCUAAGAUCCAUAACAAUAACACGAACACGGACGAGAAAUCCCUUAUGUGCAGGGAAUGUGGAUUGGACUUCUCGAAUCGAGAAGCCCUCACUCUGCACUUAAGGCUACAUUCUGGUGAUCGAACGCUUGUUACUGACCUUUGUGGAUUAGCGGCUGCCUUCCAGCAAACUCCUGGACACUUCCUUACUCCUAAUACGUCGACGACACAUCAGAUGAAUGGUCCCAUUGGAACGCCCGGUGUCAGCCAUAUGCACGGUGCAACGCAAACAUCGCCACCAGUGGGCACAGGCCCGAAACCAAAACCACACAUUUGUCCCGAUUGCGGUCGUGGGUUCGCGCAGAAACACGGUUUGUCGCAGCAUCAACGGCGUCACACGGACGGCAGUUGCCACAUAAGAUCGCACGUGUGCGAUAAGUGCGGCAAGGCCUUCUAUCAAAAGAAUCAUUUGCUACUACAUCAGCGCCAGCACAUGGAUCCUCCGCCGAGCAUACUUCGGCAACAACAGAGGCAAGCUGCUCAGGCUGCCGCACAACAGGCACAACAGCAACAGCAAGCGCAACAACAGCAACAGGUGCAACAGCAGCAAGUGCAACAACAGGUUCAGCAACAACAAGUACAACAGCAACAGGUGCAACAACAGCAGCAGCAGCAACAGCCGCAACAGCCGCAACAACAAACGUGUACGGUUGACACAAAAACAAUACAGCUACAGGCGAUACAGCAACAAGUGCAACAAGUUCAACAACAGGUACAGCAGCAGGUACAACAGCAGGUACAGCAACAACAGCAGCAGCAACAGCAGCAACAGGCGUGCUCUGUGGACACUAAAGCAAUACAGUUAAAUGUCACUAUGUGAGACGAUAUAGAAAGUGGGGACUGGUUGGUCCCUGGAACAAUAGCACUCCCAAAUGCGCACCCUGCUGCCACCCUCUGCACGCACUUCUCUUGUACUAACAUUACACAUUAGAUAUAUUUAUUAUCUCUAGAAUCGAAUACGAAGUAAUCAAUUUUAUUACAAGAGUAUAUAUACAAAGUAUACAUAUUAUAUUCUAAAUAUGUAAGGCUUGUAACAAGAAAAUAAAAAUAACCAUAUAUUAGUGUUUUACAUAUACUUUAUAUAUCAUUUACUCUAGAUAUGUAAAAUGAAACUAAACAAAUUAGUUGCCUUAAUGAGAUGACGACUUUUACUGAAUAUAUUAACUAUCGUUUGGUGAACUCUUUUCUUCUUUUUUUUUCUUUUCAUUUACUUUUUAAUUAGUAGGACAUCACUUUAUAAGAAAACAAAUAUUAAUAAACAAACAUAAAACAAAGAUUAUGUUUCUUUAUGUACUGCUGCUUUGUUGUUAUCCUUCAUGCUGUGCUUGUAUGGUGACAAAAAAAAAAAAGGAAAAAACCGAGAGAAACGUUUGACCGUGUGAGUGAUUGGGUAAAAAUGAGUUUUAUGUAGAAUGAUUUAAGAAUGGAGGGAGAGAGAGGGUGGUGGCAGACGGGGCGCAUUUACGGAGCAUUCGAGAAAUUAUAGGUCUGCCCGUUAGAAAAGAAAUGGCGAUUUUUGGAACCAUACGUUUUAACAUUAAACAAGAUUCGUGCAAUUUGUUUGACAAUUUUUAGAGGAUUAAGAGCGCGCAGAGGAUUUACAAAAUUUCUAUUCCAUUAAAUGGAUCAAAUCGAGUGUACAUUUCAGGUGCAGGAAAGUGGAGCGUUUAGAAAUCGGACGAUUUACGAUUUUAUUUUUUAAAAGAAACGUAAAGAAAUAUCUAAUCAUAAAAGUUUAACAUGUACAAUAACGAAAUUUAUAUGUCUUGUUUUAGGUAGUAAGUAUAUAAGGAAGCAAAAACGAAGAGAACGAAAAAGAGGGAAAGAAAAGGAAUAUGUCUAAUGACGCUAAAACUUUUUAACUGUACAAAUAGAUUUUCUAGGCGGUCCACGAUUUUUUGCAUCGUAACGACUCUUUCUUUUUUUCGAAUCGUCAACACCUUUUUGGGUUUUUUUUUCUUUUAUACGAGCGUUUUGUCGUUUCGAUUUUUCUUAUUCUCUCGUUAUGAUAGUUUUCUCGAUUCUCGACGGUGACUUUUUUACUUUAUAAUACCUGUGAGAGACCGACGGAUAUAUAUAUAUAUAUAUAUAUAUAUAUAUAUAUAUACGUGUGUGCGAAAGGCGUUCACAUGUUCUUACAAAAAAUCACUCAGCAUAGCGAACUUUUGUAAUAGUUUUGUCGGAGACAUGUAAUAGCUAAUAGAAUUGCGCAAAGAAAUGAAAGAAGUAAAAUAAAGGUAGCCUUCCUAUAUAGUUUUAACAUAUAUACAGAUUUUUUUCCGAAUGGAAACUACAUAUGUACAGAGAGAGAGAGAGAGAGAGAGAGAAAGAGAGAUGCGUCGUCCCCAAUUUACACGUGACGAGAAAUCGCUCAUAGAAAAAAAAGGAGACAAAAAUGAUGUUCGAGGAUGAAAUAUUACAAGACGAGCUUCAACGUG